Scleropages formosus (Asian bonytongue) is the source of this 2002-nucleotide messenger RNA. RefSeq names its product poly(rC) binding protein 4 (gene pcbp4). Lineage: Eukaryota; Metazoa; Chordata; Actinopteri; Osteoglossiformes; Osteoglossidae. The record is from RefSeq and is a predicted model, not a curated record. Bases 193 to 1575 code for a protein of 460 amino acids. Gene Ontology annotation, molecular function: RNA binding. The transcript is spliced from 14 exons.
CACCCACAGCACCACCAGGAUUACUCCUUACAGUAAAAGCCUCUUACUGACAAUGUGGACACCAGCUGAGGAUAUAUAACUCUAUAUCUGCUUUUUUUUUCCUCCUGGCUUCUCCGACCUCCAUGUAAACAGCUGUGACGGGAAACGAGGACCCUCUUCCCUUCGAGUUCUAUCCGCUGACAAGCGCCUUUCAUGCGUCUCCCUGGGACAGACUCCCACGUCAGAAUGAACUGUGAGCAGGACUUUGGAGAAGGGGGCAUGAACGUGACGCUCACACUCAGAUUGCUCAUGCACGGCAAGGAGGUGGGCAGCAUCAUUGGCAAGAAAGGAGAGACGGUGAAAAGGAUACGAGAAGAGAGCAGUGCGCGCAUCAACAUAUCGGAAGGCUCCUGUCCAGAGCGGAUCAUUACCAUCACAGGCCCCACGGAGUGCGUCUUCAGAGCCUUCACUAUGAUCACGUUAAAACUGGAAGAGGAUCUCAGCGCUUUGGUCGCCAAUGGUACUAUGACGAGCAAGCCGCCUGUCACCCUGCGGCUCGUCGUUCCUGCCAGCCAGUGCGGUUCCCUUAUCGGCAAGGGCGGCUCCAAAAUCAAGGAGAUCCGAGAGAGCACAGGGGCACAAGUACAGGUAGCAGGAGAUCUAUUGCCCAACUCUACGGAGCGAGGGGUAACGAUAUCUGGGACACAUGAAGCCAUCAUCCAGUGCGUCAAGCUCAUUUGCACCGUUAUCCUUGAGUCUCCUCCUAAGGGUGCUACUAUUCCAUAUCGCCCCAGUCCUUCGCCAGGAGCUGUCCUUCUCUCUGGAAGUCAGGUUUUCGAAGCUUCUGAGUUUGGGUCACACCCUCUUUUCUCAGUGGCUCAAGGAGGUCUGGAUCUGCAACAAGCCUAUACUUUACAGAACCAAUUUGGCAUUCCACAUUCAGAGCUGGCCAAGCUUCACCAGUUGUCUAUUCAACAAGGCCUGGCGCCCAUCGCCCAGCCCACCACCGCUGUCCUACCUGGGAUCGAGUCCAAUUCCCAGACUACAUCCCAGGAACUUCUCAUUCCAAAUGACCUUAUAGGCUCAAUCAUCGGCAGACAGGGCACCAAAAUCAACGAAAUCCGGCAGGUCUCAGGGGCACAGAUCAAGAUUGGCAGCCAGCUAGACAGCACCAGUGACCGGCACGUCACCAUAACCGGCUCCCCCAUAAGCAUCAACCUCGCUCAGUACCUCAUCACCUCCUGUUUAGAGACCGCCAAAUCCACCGCCCAGUCCUCCUCCAUGUCGACCCCUGUUGACCUCAACAUGAGCUUCACCCAGCCCGCCUCCCCUGCCUCGUCCUCUGCCGCAGCCCUGGCAGCGAUGGGCGGCCUGCCCCACGCUCCCGUGCUGGGUGCCCCCUAUGCCCUCCCCCUCUCCAGCCUCCUGGGAAUGAAAUCCGUCCCCUUCCUAGCACUGUCCACCCCCGCUGCCACGGCCGCCGCGGCAGCCGCCGCGGCUGCCCCCGCUCACGGGACACUGGCCUCCUACACUGCCAAAAUCUCCUCCGCCAAUGGGAUCAAGAAGCCCGAGAGACAGAAGUUCGCACCCUACUGAUGCCCCGUUGCCCCAAACUCCUGGCCUGUCUGGAGACAAGAUGGGGAAGGGCCUCUUUUUGUGUUCUACCCCCCUGCCUGAUGUAGCUGUAUAGUAAGAGACUGUAUAACAACUUUUUUGCUUUGUUUUGUAGCUUUUCCAUUAACCACGAAGAAACCAGGAUGACGUUGGCUUAUAUAGAUAGCUAUAUUUAUGUUAUUUGCCAAGUUAGCCUCUUAAGCCAUAGACUGUUUCCUCCACCUAUUUGCCCCCUAGCCUUUCUUCCAUCUCCUGUCCACUUUUAUUUAUUAACAGUAAAAAAGUUUAAACUCCCUGAGUUUAUAAAAUUAAACACUGGUGACCGAUGCUAAACUCUGUGUAUCAGCUUUUAUACAAUGAUGUCUGUGUAUGCUCCUGUAUACAACUUCCUGAGGGUUUUUUUUUUUUA